Molecule: messenger RNA, 852 nt
Organism: Aspergillus melleus
Lineage: Eukaryota; Fungi; Ascomycota; Eurotiomycetes; Eurotiales; Aspergillaceae
Product: aldo/keto reductase family protein
Exons: 6
Coding region: 1-852 (283 amino acids)
Molecular function (GO): oxidoreductase activity
Source: RefSeq, a predicted model, not a curated record
AUGGCCCCGCUUACGCUGCAGUCCACUCAGAAGAUGGUCUCGGGAUAUGAGAUCCCGGUUGUUGGGUUCGGUGUUUACCAAACGCCUCCCGAUGUCACGGAGAAGGUGACACUGAAGGCCCUGGAGACCGGAUACCGCCACGUCGACAGCGCCAAGUACUACGAGAACGAAGCCCAAUGCGUCGACGCCAUCCGGAAAUCUGGCGUCGAUCGGUCCCAGAUCUUCUACACGACCAAGGUCCCCGCCACUCACAUGUCAUAUGAGAAGGCCAAGGAGGCGAUCGAGGCGAGUCUUGUGGAUGCUGCCGGAAUUGAAUAUAUUGAUCUGGUACUACUCCACGCCCCCUACGGCGGCAAGGAAGGCCGACUGGGUGCGUGGCGCGCCCUUGUGGAGGCCCAGAAGACGGGCAAGAUCCGCUCCAUCGGAGUCUCAAACUACGGCAUCCACCACCUGGACGAGCUGGAAGAGUACAUCAACAGCGGCGUGGGCGGACAGAUAUCCGUCGGCCAGUACGAGAUCCACCCGUGGUGCACGAGAGAGGAUAUCGUCGCCUGGCUGAAAAAGCGCAACGUGGUGGUGGAGGCCUACUCGCCUUUGGUGCAGGCGACGCGCAUGAAGGAGUCGAUCCUGCAGCGCCUGGUGCGGAAGCAUAACAAGUCUGGAGCGCAGAUCCUGAUCCGUUGGAGUUUGCAGAAGGGCUAUGUCCCCCUUCCCAAGUCGGUGACCGACUCCCGCAUCAUCGAGAACUCGCAGGUGUUUGAUUUCGAACUGACCCAGGAAGACAUGGACACAUUGAAGACGAGCACUUACGCGCCUGUCUGCUGGGACCCAGCCCGCGAUUCCCGUCUGUAG